AUGGACCACCGCCAACUAUGUCUCAUCUUUCAUGUCUUCUUCCUUGGCUUGAGCAUCGAAGCUCUACCGUAUCUUCAGAAGUAUCCAGCUAUACCUUCAAGAAGAGCAUGGGGGGAAAUACGAGGAGGAGAGGGAGAUGAUGAGUCUCAUUACACUGCCGUGGGGGUGCAGGUAGUGGCCACAGAUGAUGGGAUUGAGUUAAAGGAUGGGCCGCUGAUGUCAUUUCUGCAAUCCAACUAUUGCAUAUUGCAAGAUAAUGGACAAAGCCUUGCAAUAUCACCACCACCACAAGACCUCACUGCCUUCCCACACGGUAGUUUUUGGAAUGGUGAUGUUGCUGCUCUCAAGAGCCUUGCCACAUGCUGUGAUAUCAUGGUGAUUGUCCUGGUGCUGGAUACAUCGCGUCGACAACAAUCCGCCAAGAAAUGCUUGGAUACUGCAUUUGUUGAGGCACUAUCCGAUGGACUACAGCAGCGAGCGGAUAAUGGUAUGGUUUCCUCGGUCCUCGUACUGCUAGUGUCAUCCUCGUCAACCGAAAAUCAAAGGCUAGACCCAACUAUGGCAGAGAUAAAGAAUCAAUUGGUUCUGCGAGACUUGGUUUCAAUCACUCCCCAGAUGGUUUCCAAUUUGGACCUCUUGAGUCUGGACGACCCCGUGGAGUGUACCAAUGGAUUGGCAUCCACCUGGAAAGACAUCUUGCAGCAUCAUACCAUGGCAAACCCCAAAUGCACUACCAGCAACCUUAUAGAUGCUUUGAAGUUUCCAAUCUUGUUGCAAGCAACCUACCAAGCCAGUGGUGCUGUUGAUGAGACGAACAAAGAGACAUAUCAACCGACAGAUGAAGUUGUCGUGGGAAGCACUGUUGAGAUUGUAGAUGUAGCAACUGACCUAACAGAAGAAAAGGUUGAGGAAACAUCGCCAACCUAUAACAAUAUCGAAGACGAAGAAAAUAUGGUGGGAUCGCCAGAACCAGCAAUAGAAGAUCCUACUUCCGAUUCAAAGAGAGAUGUGCCGGUACCGGCAAAAGAGGGGCCAACAACGGACCAAGGCGAUGUUGAGCCUACCACAACCACAGCGGAUUACGAAGAAAUCCUAAUGGAUAUUCUCACUUCUGCGAAGAAACAGAUACAUGAGCUGGAAAUGCACCUGGAAGAGCAAUGGCUUGGUUUUUCUGAAGGUGAAGAAGUCUCCUCUUCUACAACCAACUCUCGACAAGUUUCCAUCCAAACAGACCAGAUUAUUGACACCUUCCAGACUGCAGUCAAGGAGCAGGUACCCUCAUCUGAGCAAGUAAUGCAAGCCAAGGCUCAACGUGGGCUUUGGUUGUACAUUCUUCCACCUCUACAGAAGCUGUACAAUCAACACCUGCAAUUUUUGCGAGAACAGUGUGGCAAAGAGUAUGAGGCAGCCUUGGAGCAAUCCAGUUUCGAGGAGGAAGAUCUAGAUGAGGAGGAUUACCAAGCAAAAUGGACACAAGCUGCAUCGAAAAUCACCAUGAAGUUUCGGGAAGCAGCACAAAUGGCCAUUCCCAGUCAAUGCCAACCUGGUGGGGCCUUGAGGGAUGCCGAUUUUGAUUAUGUCCCAGCAUUGGAGGGACUUCUUUCAGAUAUGAUGCAGGCAACUGAAACACAACAAGAGCUGCUUGGGAUACUACCCAAUGAUGACGAGGAUGACAAUGCCGUGGAAGGCGGUGGCAGGGGAGGGAAACGACCAGCAAAAUGGUACGAAAAGAUUGGCGCAAGAGUGUUGGUAUUCCUCGUCAAUUAUGCCCAAGGUUGGCUUGCUUAUCAGGGUAUCAAACGAGCAGCAGCGCAGCGUGAUGCACACUUGCCAAAGUUUCCAUUGUUCUAG
Messenger RNA from Seminavis robusta, 1851 nucleotides. The record is from the annotation of a GenBank genome assembly. NCBI's taxonomy places the organism in Eukaryota, Bacillariophyta, Bacillariophyceae, Naviculales, Naviculaceae.